Messenger RNA from Panicum virgatum (switchgrass), 1512 nucleotides. Its product is annotated as protein STRICTOSIDINE SYNTHASE-LIKE 10-like. Gene Ontology annotation, biological process: biosynthetic process. NCBI's taxonomy places the organism in Eukaryota, Viridiplantae, Streptophyta, Magnoliopsida, Poales, Poaceae. Gene Ontology annotation, molecular function: strictosidine synthase activity. Bases 160 to 1200 code for a protein of 346 amino acids. The transcript is spliced from 3 exons. The record is from RefSeq and is a predicted model, not a curated record.
CGAGGGCUGGCCGCGUGCAGUGCUGGAACUGUCCAUGAUCUUCUGCACUUUUUUUCGAACCAGCGAGCACGAGCUGGGGUACUGUCGGCAGCUCGCGCCGUAGAGAUUAUAGCAGAGACGAAUUAAGCUGAAGGCCACGCACGGCGAGCGAGUUGACAAAUGGUGGCCGCCGCUCGUUCGUCAUCGCGUUCCUUCCCCGUCCUCUUUCUCCUGCUGCCUCUCGUGGUGCUGCCUGCGUCGGCGGUGUCGUACGAGACCAAGUCCAUGGACCCUGGGCUCGUCGUGAUUACGCUGCCGGAGCCGGUGUCCGGGCCGGAGAGCCUCGCCUUCGACGGACGCGGCGGUGGGCCCUACUCCGGCGUCUCCGACGGCCGCGUCCUCCGGUGGGACGGCGGCCUCCGGGGAUGGACCGAGUACGCCUACAACUCCAAGCACAAGAGCGUGGCGCUAUGCUCGCCGGAGAAGAAGCUGGUGGUGCCGGAGAGCGUGUGCGGGCGCCCGCUGGGGCUGCAGUUCCACCGGCGGUCCGGCGAGCUGUACGUCGCCGACGCGUACCUGGGGCUACUCAGGGUGCCGCCGCGCGGCGGGCUGGCGGAGGUCGUGGCGGCGGAGGCAGGCGGCGAGCCGUUCAACUUCCUCAACGGGCUGGACGUCGACCAGCGGACCGGCGACGUCUACUUCACUGACAGCAGCACCACGUACCAGAGGAGCGACUACCUGCUGGUGGUGGCCUUGGGCGACGAGACGGGGCGUCUGCUUCGGUACAGCCGGCGCGCGCGGCGCGUGGAGGUGCUCCGGUCGGGGCUCUCCUACCCGAACGGCGUGGCGGUGGGCGGCGGCGGCGAGCACGUGGUGGUGGCGCACACGGCGCUGUGCGAGCUGCGGCGGCACUGGGUCCGCGGGCCCCGGGCGGGCGCGUCCGAGACCUUCACGGAGCUGCCGGGGUACCCGGACAACGUGCGCGCCGACGGCCGCGGCGGGUACUGGGUGGCGCUGAGCAAGGGCGCCGGCGGCGGCGGCGCGGGCGCGGCGCCCACGGUCGCCGUGCGGGUGUCCCCCGAGGGCAACGUGACGGAGGCGCUGGAGGGGUUCAGCUUCGUGUCCGUGAGCGAGGUGGCCGAGCGCCGCGGCGCGCUCUGGGUCGGCUCCGUCGACACGCCCUACGCCGGGGAGCUCCGCCGGCGGCGCCCCAGCGUCUGAUCAUUGUGGUCGCUUGCCGUCCGAUCCGAUCGAUCCAGUACGUGGAGCCAACUGUAUAUGUGCUGUGUUGAACGUGUGGUGCGAGCAUGCAGCUAGCUAGCGUGCGUAGAACGUGUGGUGCGAAUUGUGAAUGUUAGAUGUAGCAUUGGGUGAUGCCGUGCCAUGAUGCCGUGGGUGCGGCUUGAUUCUGUGGUGGAAAUUAAUUUGGAAUGGAGGUUGUUGCUUGGUUAACACGUGCUGCUGUACCUCGUCGUCCUGAUCAUGGCCCGGGUAUGGCCACGUUAAUGACGGCAAUGAACCUCUGUUUGGCGA